Messenger RNA from Coccomyxa subellipsoidea C-169, 2029 nucleotides. RefSeq lists its product as hypothetical. Lineage: Eukaryota; Viridiplantae; Chlorophyta; Trebouxiophyceae; Coccomyxaceae. The record is from RefSeq and is a predicted model, not a curated record. Gene Ontology annotation, molecular function: serine-type endopeptidase activity. Bases 116 to 2029 code for a protein of 637 amino acids. Gene Ontology annotation, biological process: proteolysis. The transcript is spliced from 13 exons.
GAUUCUUUCCGGAAGCGCUGUGUUCUGCGAAAAGGGAUCCGAGGACGUCAGGGCAUUGACUUAGUUAUACGAGAACACCUGAGAAAGCUUUGAGAGGCCCAAAACGCUAUCCGAAAUGACGGGAGGAAGACGUGCUGUAUUGGUGAAACUAGUGAUCACGGCUCUCUCGGUCUGCGUAUGUCAGGGCGCUGGGAACCAAUACAAAGUCAUUCUGCAGCGGAAAGAUCCAGGAAUCACAUUGUUAGGGGACCUACUGCACUUAGGAUCCAAUCUUCCUCGGAUCGACAGUCCCUUAGCGGCUCUUCACCGGGUUUUUCUGGGGAAGUACGUGCCCCUGGAGGUCUUCAGCGUGAACAUGACGGCGCUCAGUCCAGAACAAUUGUGUGGUUACUUAGUUCAGCUGAAUCCAGGAUUAGCUUUUUGUGAGCGUGAUGGGCCAGUCACGCUUGACGCACCAAGCGCAACGCCCAAUGAUCCUAUCUACCCUAGAGAGACCAAUUUAGAAGCCAUCAAGGUCCCACAAGCUUGGAAGACCGGACAAUUUGGCAGCCAGAAGGUGCGUGUUUGCAUCAUUGACACUGGCGUGGACAAUCUGCACCCAGACCUGGCGGGCAACCUCUGGAUGAAUGCGGCAGAGAUGAACGGCCCCGGAGCGACCGCUGCCAACGGGUACAAAAAUGGCAUUGACGACGAUGGCGACGGCGUUGUGGACAACAUUUACGGCGCGAACUUCAACACGGACCCGCCGAGCGCGGACAUUCUGGACGGCCACGGCCAUGGCACCCACGUGGCCGGCAUCAUCGGCGCCGUCGGCAACAACGGAAUCGGAGUUACUGGCGUUGCUCAGGUAGUGACGGUGCUGCCCUGCCGGUUCAUGGACGCCAAUGGCAACGGCAGCAGGGAGCAGGCCAUCAAGUGCAUGGACUGGUGCCUCAAACGCGAGGCCCAUGUCCUGUCCAACUCCUGGGGCGAGGUCCCCAACUCACUGUCCCUCCAGACGGUGACAAUACUGCCCUGCCGCUUCAUGGACACGAGGGGCUUGGGCGACAUUUCCCUGGCAGUGCUGUGCUAUGACUGGUGCCUCGACCACGGCGCCCACGUGCUCUCCAGCUCCUUUGGCAUCUAUGAGCAGUGGGGCGAGCAGGCCCUCAAGACGGCUGUGGCCACGGUGGCGGCCAGGGGCGUUCUGUUUGUGUCAUCGGCAGGCAAUGAUCACGCGGACAAUGACCUCAACCCCCACUGGCCAUCCAACCUUGAGACUGACACCACCAUCGCCGUGGCCGCUCUCGACCGCACCGGCGCCGUCUGGUCGGGCAGCAACUAUGGGAACAAGACAGUGGACAUUGCGGCCCCGGGCGAGAAUGUGAUAUCCACCUACAUCGGCGGUGACACCCCCUACACCACCAUGACCGGCACAUCCGUGGCUGUGCCCCACGUCGCUGGCACCGCCGCCCUCUUAUUGGCACAGCUGAUGCAGAAUGGGUACAACAUAUCCUCGCUGGCGCCCAACAAGGGCGUUGGGGCUCUGGUCAAGAAGAUCAUCAUGCAGAGCGUGGACCCCCUGCCAGGGAAUCGGGUUGCAUGGGGUUCCCUCAACACAGCCGCCGCACUCAAGAGAGCCGCCGGAAUGACACCCACCAGCGCUCAAAUAGGCACUGUUUCGGAUGGAGCGGUCACAGAGGGCUCCAGCGGAAGCUACAACGGGUCCUUCCCGGACCUCAGCAGCGUGCUGGGAGCGCUGGCAACGUAUGGCAACACAUUUGGAGGCAACACUCCGGACGGCCCUGCAGUGUUGGACGGCGCUACUGGCCCAGGCGGUGCACAGAAUGGAGGUGCGAGCAAAUCGGGGGGCGUCCAAGCGACGGCGUCCCCUCCGCCUUCCAUCGCCGCAGCCGUGGCGUCCGCGGCGCAGGAGUUUGCUUGGCGCGUCGGCGGCGGCCGCAACCUGCGCUCGGCCGGGGGAUUGCGGGGAGUCGAUGCGCUGCGGGACGGCAGGCCACAAGCGACCCAACAAAGCCAGCUCCUAUGA